This is a messenger RNA of Colletotrichum scovillei, 2635 nucleotides long. Its product is annotated as multidrug resistance protein fnx1. The record is from RefSeq and is a predicted model, not a curated record. Gene Ontology annotation, molecular function: transmembrane transporter activity. Bases 595 to 2481 code for a protein of 628 amino acids. The transcript has 2 exons. NCBI's taxonomy places the organism in Eukaryota, Fungi, Ascomycota, Sordariomycetes, Glomerellales, Glomerellaceae. Gene Ontology annotation, biological process: transmembrane transport.
CUUAGUAGGUAGGGUACACUAUUACACACGAUUUUCACUUACCCCAGUCUUGGAUGCUUUAGAUCCCACACCCCUUGUUCUUAGCUGCUUCGAGACCAGUCCCUUUACGUCCACUUUUCCCUCGCCAUGGGACCAGGGGAUGGUACAGGUUGGAGCGCAUGUGGAGGUGCUUGUCAUCGACUUUGGAUUCGUAAUGGAAAUUUGUUGCGCCUUUCGCUCGUCAUUUUUUCUUUCGUUUCUUUUCUGUGACUCUUGAAUCUCUCUCUUGACAACCAUGACCGACUGACUGUUGCUACGGAUUCCUACUUACUAGUUGUAGCUGGAGAUUGUCACUCACUGAGCAAUCCCGAGUCUCAGCACGUUGUAUCUCUCAUCGCCUCACCGUGUCUCUCAUUGCGCGAAGCUGGUGAUCUCAUUUUCAACCUUGACCUUGAAAGGUCCAAGUCAGCUACCUUAGACUCACCACUUCCUCUCAUGAACCAUCACUCUCUCGCUGAGCAACCCAAGAACAGAUUGAGCUCUUGAGACAAGCACGCGUCCUUCACACGACAUUCCUAUACCGCCAAGACCAUCGCCCAGCACAGCAAAGCACAGAUGACAGCAAAAGACUUCCACGAGGUCCACGACGACGAAAAAGUCGGCGACAUUGAGCGCGCCGCCGGCUCCCAGACCGAAGAUGGAUCGCCCACAACCACCAGCAGCGACUCGGUGACCAUCCGCAGCAACCCCGACGCGGCGAACAUCAAGGCGGAAAAACAAGAACUCUCCCACGACGCCACUGCCCCAACGGCGACAACAGGCCAUGUGACAGCCCCCAGCGACACCAAAGACGCCGCGCCCGAAACACAAGCCACGGCAGCGGCGCAAGGACCACCGCCGGCAGCGGCGGCGGCCGGCGCCGAAGACACCCCCGAGGCCGGCCGCACGAAGCUCGAGACGACGCUCAUCGUGCUCUCGCUCUGCGCGGCGCUGUUCCUGGCGGCGCUGGACGUUACGAUCAUCACGACCGCCGUGCCGACCAUUGCGGAGGAGUUUAAUAGCAAUAUCGGGUACAUCUGGAUCGGCUCGGCGUACCUCCUCAGCAAUGCGGCUUUCGUGCCGACGUGGGGCAAGAUUUCUGAUAUUUGGGGCCGGAAGCCGAUUCUGCUGUGCGCCGUUGGUGUGUUUUGGGUUGGGUCGUUGAUUUGUGGGUUGUCUACGAGUAUGGGCAUGCUCAUCGGCGCCCGCGCGAUCCAGGGCAUAGGCGGCGGCGGCAUCAUCGUCCUCGUCAACAUCUGCGUGAGCGACCUUUUCUCGAUGCGCCAGCGCGGCGUCUACUUCGGCGUCAUGGGCAUGGUCUGGGCCGUCUCGAGCGCCAUCGGCCCCGUCCUCGGCGGCGUCUUCACGAGUAAGGCUACCUGGCGCUGGUGCUUCUACGUCAACCUGCCCAUCUCGGGCAUCGGCUUCAUCGUGCUCUUCUUCGUCCUCAAGCUGCACAACCCGCGGACGCCCGUCGCGCAGGGCUUAAAGGCGAUCGACUGGGUCGGCACGCUGACCAUCAUCGGCGGCACGCUCAUGUUCCUGUUCGGUCUCGAGUUCGGCGGCGUUCAGUACCCGUGGAGCUCGCCUACUGUGAUCUGCCUGAUCGUGUUCGGCAUCGUCACGAUUGGCAUCUUCGCGGUCAACGAGUGGAAGUACGCGCGGUACCCCGUCAUCCCGAUGCACCUCUUCCGCAGCUGGUCCAACAUGGCCGCCUUCGCGACGGCCUUCUGCCACGCCUUCGCCUUCAUCUCGGGCAGCUACUGGCUGCCGCUCUACUUCCAGGGCGUGCAGGGCGUCUCCUCCCUCCUCUCGGGCGUCUACCUGCUCCCCUACGUCCUCUCGCUGUCCCUCAUGUCCGCCGUCGCGGGCGUGCUGAUCCGAAAGACGGGCAACUACGUCUACCUCAUCGUCGGCGGCAUGCUCGUCACGACCGUCGGGUUCGGGUUGUUCCACGACCUGCCGCUCGACCGGAAUUUCACAAAGAUUAUACUUUAUCAGAUCGUCGCGGGGCUCGGUAUCGGGCCCAACUUCCAGAGCCCGCUGAUUGCGGUGCAGACGUCGGUGGAGCCGCGCGAUAUCGCGGCCGCGACGUCGGCGUUUGGGUUUAUCAGGCAGAUGGGCACGUCGAUUUCUGUGGUUAUUGGUGGCGUGGUGUUUAAUAACGAGAUGCAGAGGCAGUACCCGCGGUUGAGAGAGGAGCUCGGCCCCGAGUUGGCGAAUAUGCUCUCUGGUUCGAGCGCCGCGUCCAGCGUGGGCGUGGUCGCGGAUUUGCAGGGGGAGCAGGGGCAGAUUGCGCGCGGGGCGUAUCUGAGUUCUCUGAGGACGAUGUAUAUCGUCUAUGUUGCGUUUGCCGGGCUCGGGCUUGUUCUGAGUUUGUUUGUGAGACAGGUGCAGUUGAGUAAGAAGCAUACGGAGCAUAAGACGGGGUUGAAGACGCUUCGGAGCCGGACUGGGAAGUGAGGCUCUACCUCUCUCAUGGAGGUAUGCCGCGGGGAAGAGAGGGCGUAGGGGGCAGUGAGUAGGGGAAGAUGAUCACGGAGAUGGAAGGGUUUGCUAGACUUCAACAGCAUGGCGUUUUGGAUAGGAGCAUCUUGUUUGGUUGGCAGCGAGCAUC